AUGGACAUCGAGUAUAGACGGAGAGCUCCGGUCUCUAUCUCAGCAUUCUCAGCCAAGGUCGGCGUCUUCAACCUUAUUAUGGCGAUUUUUCUGGACAAUGUCGUCAGCCAGCAGAACAUAAGAAAGCAGAAGGAGAUCUCCGAGACGGCGCUCAAAGCCGAAGUCAACAUCAAGCGUGUUGUGGCCCAGAUAGUGAGUGAGGAAGAUGCGUGCGAGCUCAUCCCGGAAGAGUUCGACAGACUCGACACGAGAAGUCAGAACAAGGUGCUCGAAAAGGCGCUGUCCAGCGCAUCGAUCACUGUGACACGGGACAGAUUUCUGAAGUGGCUGUCCCACGACGAUUUUACCGAUACCUUGGAGAGUGCCUUCAUCGACACCUCCAUAC
This is a messenger RNA of Symbiodinium necroappetens, 385 nucleotides long. The record is from the annotation of a GenBank genome assembly. Lineage: Eukaryota; Dinophyceae; Suessiales; Symbiodiniaceae.